CACCGCUCGGGCCGGGGAACUUUCCAGCUGUGGAAGGUGGGACUGAACGCCAGGCGCCGCCUCGCCACGUGGGUUCAUCCGUUGAGGCGCCUUCACUGCCGACAUCUGAUCGAGUUCUUAGCCGCUGGUCUUGCGAGGGGUUCUAGACAGAAGAGAGCCACAGGCCAGACAGGGUCGGCGUGACGGCACCCGAAAGUUCUGGCCCUCUCGCCUCCUUCGUUCUCAUCAAAGAAAGUUGGAGGGUUAGAUUUUACAGACGACAGAACCUAGCCUAGAACCCAGGGCUUCUGACUCACAGGCCGGAAUUCUUUUCCCAACUGCUCCCUCACGGAUAAAGAAACUGCGGGAAUAUCGUAACAGAGGGAAGCACAGCGACAGAGGAUGUGAGAAGGAAGGUGUUAGACUGUAGAAAUGCCUGGAAACCAUCGUUAUAAACUAUGAUUUUGAAAUAUUUAAUAAUUCACUGGAAGUGUGAAACAGGAGUAUCAAAUGGAGCAUUGCUGGAAGGACAGCUAGUGAUUUCCAUGGAAGCAUUAAAUUCUAAUCACCAGGAAAAUACUCUUCACUGUGUAACAACAAGGUUUUUUUUUAAAUGCAUGCUACAAGAUGUUUAUAUGAAUUAGGAGGAAGGAGUUACAUAGUCCUCUAAAUUUGUGGAAUGCUGGUUAAAAUCAAUUGCUUCUGCAGGAAGCACUUAUGGUGGUUUGGUUCUCAAGAAGUUCAUAAAAGGUUGAAGAAAUCUAUCACCUGUAUCACGUUUGGUGGUUGAGUUGUUGAGGUUCUUUGAAGAGGCAGACUUGAGUGAUCACACUUCCUGACUGACUUGCUUGGCUGGAAGAGCCCACUGAAUAUGCAGCAAUGGCAACUAGUCUCUGCUUUUUUGAAGUAGUGAAUGAAGAUCUGACACAACAUUUCUGAAAGAAAUACAAUCUAUACUGCCCGGAUUCUCUGCAAAGCUGAACUGGACUUCAGAAGAAGCCAGCUCUUCUCAGGACAUAUCAGGGGUAACACCCUUCCAGAUGAUUUUUGAGGUUGAUGAAAAGCCCAGAACUUUGAUGACAGAUAGUUUGGUGAUAAAGAACUUUUUACGCAGAAUCAUCAUGGUACACCCUAAGAUUAGAUUUAAUUUCAGUGUAAAGGUGAAUGGAAUCCUUUCCUUGGAAAUCUUUGGGACAAAGAACGAACCCACUUUGAACCUGUCGAAUGGAAUUGCUCUUGUUAUAAACUAUCAACAUUAUGUGAGUAGACCAAAAUUUGGUGCAGCUCAAUUACUCUGCAGUCGAAUCCAUCCUGUGCUAGGACAUCCAGUAAUGCUUUUCAUCCCCGAUGACGUGGCUUGCAUGGGCUCGUUGGGAGAACUGAUACUCACUCCAGCUGCUGCUCUGUGUCCCUGCCCAAAGGUCUUUUCCAACCAGCUGAAUAGAGUUUCUUCAGUUUCCAUAUUUCUAUAUGGACCGUCAGGCCUGCCUCUGAUAUUGCCAAGUCAGAAGCAGCCAACUACUACUGUCUUCGAAGAUACCUCUUUCUUCAUUGACUGGAAGAAAUACCACUUGUGUCUGGUGCCCAAUUUGGAUCUCAGUUUGGAUAGAGAUUUGGUGCUUCCAGAUGUGAGUUAUCAGGUGGAAUCCAGUGAGGGGGAUCAAUCUCAGAAUAUGGACUCCCAGGGACAGACUCUGCUGCUUUUUCUCUUUGUGGAUUUCCACAGCGGAUUUCCGGUCCAGCGAACAGAACUCUGGAGAGCCCAUACUUUGCUCACCGUUCAUCUCAGUGCCAUCCUCACGGAGAGCCACAGUGUAGUGCAAGAUUCCAUCCAGGUGACUGUGGACCAGGCCUUGGAACAGUAUCACCAGGCUGCCAAGGAUCAUCAGAAAUUGCAGGCCUCACUCUCAGUGGCUGUGAAUUCCAUCAUGAGUAUCGUGACUGGAAGCACCAGCAGUAGCUUCCGAAAGAUCUGCUUCCAGGCCCUUCAAGUAGCUGACACUCAAGAGUUUGGGACUAAACUGCAUAAAUCAUUUCAUGAGAUCACCCAGCACCGAUUUCUUCCCCACUGCUCAUGUGAGGUGAAGCAGCAGCUGCUCCCAGAGAAAAAUGCAGAGCAGAGCACAGAAGAUACACAUGAGAACAGCAGUCCAGAACUCCUUACAGGAACCAGCGAGCAAGUGGAAAACAAGAGGCUCAAGAGGGGCAGCCUCCGGCGGGGCAUGGAAGAGACGCAGGCUUUCCACUCUGCCAGGGCCCCGAGCCAAUUAGAGGCCGCCGCGCGCCGCACAGAGCCUGCAGGGGCCUUCCCGACCCCUAGCGGAAGCAGGGCGAGCCCUGGGGGCGGCCUGGAGGACUCGCUAUGGCUGCAGGAGGUCUCCAAUCUAUCCGAGUGGCUGGAUCCCGGCCCUGAGCCCUAAGCUAGGGUGAUCUCCCCAUGCGCCCACGCCCGCCCGGUAGCUGCCGGGGCAGCGUGCUGUCUGUUGUUCAAUAAACCUGCUCCGCGCGCGCA
Felis catus (domestic cat) is the source of this 2491-nucleotide messenger RNA. RefSeq names its product chromosome D1 C11orf80 homolog (gene TOP6BL). The transcript has 19 exons. The record is from RefSeq and is a predicted model, not a curated record. NCBI's taxonomy places the organism in Eukaryota, Metazoa, Chordata, Mammalia, Carnivora, Felidae. The coding region runs from base 1020 to 2399 and encodes 459 amino acids. Gene Ontology annotation, biological process: meiotic DNA double-strand break formation; reciprocal meiotic recombination.